AUGGUCCAAAACAAAGGCCUCAUCUUCAAGGAGAUCCCCACCAAGUUUCCCGAACCAGGCAAACACCUCGUAAUCGAAGCCCGCGAGUUCGACCCCGAACAGUCCCCCCCAUCCGGCGGCAUCACCACGAAAAACUACUACGUCUCUUUCGACCCGUACCAGCGAGGUCGGAUGCGGGAUCCGAGCAUCAAAUCCUACGCGCCGCCCUUCACGCUCGGCGAACCCAUCACCAACCGCGCCAUCUGCAAAGUCCUGAAGAGCGACAACGACAAGUUCAAGCCAGGCGAUGUGAUUAUCGGCCAGGACAGCAUCGGGACGGAGGAGUACAGCGCUUUGCCCAAGGAUGUUACCGAGCGCGCGAGGAAGCUCGAGAACCCGUAUAACCUCGACCCCAAGGUCUUCCUCGGUGCGCUGGGCAUGCCGGGCUUGACGGCGUACUCGAGCUUUUACGAGAUCGGGGCCCCGAAGAAGGGAGAGACGAUCUUCAUAUCGGCGGCGAGUGGCGCGGUGGGACAGCUUGUGGGGCAGUUGGCGAAGCAUGAGGGGCUGAAGGUUAUUGGGAGCGUGGGUGAUGAUAAGAAGUUGGACUUCUGUAUCAACGAGUUGGGAUUCGAUGGCGGGUUCAACUACAAGAAGGAGAAGCCGAGUGAGGCGCUCAAAAGGUUGUGCCCGAAUGGCAUAGACAUCUAUUAUGAGAACGUGGGUGGGGAACAGCUCGAAGCGGCGAUCAACGCCUUGAAUACCUUCGGCAGGAUAAUCGCCUGCGGCAUGAUCUCCCAAUACAACAUUCCCCCCUCCGAGGCCUACCCGAUCAAGAACCUCAUGCAGUUCGUGGCCAAGCGCCUCAAGAUGCAAGGCUUCAUUGUUGGCGACGAAGGCAUGGGCCCGAAGUACUGGAUCGAGCACCAGAAGAACGUGCAGAAGUGGAUCGCCGAUGGCAGCUUCAAGGCCAAGAUGAGCGUUACCGAUGGCAUUGAUCAUGCGGCAGAGGGGUUCGUGGGUAUGCUCAAGGGUGAGAACUUCGGAAAGGCGGUGCUGAAGAUUGCGGAUCUGGAGGAGGUGAGUGCUUGA
Molecule: messenger RNA, 1071 nt
Organism: Coniosporium apollinis CBS 100218
Lineage: Eukaryota; Fungi; Ascomycota; Dothideomycetes
Exons: 2
Coding region: 1-1071 (356 amino acids)
Molecular function (GO): oxidoreductase activity, acting on the CH-CH group of donors, NAD or NADP as acceptor
Source: RefSeq, a predicted model, not a curated record